This is a messenger RNA of Staurois parvus, 272 nucleotides long. NCBI's taxonomy places the organism in Eukaryota, Metazoa, Chordata, Amphibia, Anura, Ranidae. The record is from the annotation of a GenBank genome assembly.
UAUUUUUAUGUCAUUUGAAUGGGGGUCAAAAUAAUAAAAUAAGCACUUCCAUGGCUCUCUCUGAAGAGUUAUCUCACAUAUUUCCUGAAUAAGUUGGAUCAGGGGCAGACUGACAACUCAUGGGGCCCCCGGGCAAUAGGGGAUCAUGGGGCCCCUGUGUCCUUGCCCACACUCAAACCACACCCAAAAAAGCCUAUGGAAGGUACCAGGGGCAUCUCAUGGGGCCCCCUACUGACCCCGGGCCCUCGGGCAAUGCCAGAGUUUCCAAAUGA